GUAGAGGGCAGUAUACAACGCGACCGUCGAUCGCGAUAAGAUCGAUCGGAUUUUGUUGCAGGUAAACAUAUGUGAAAGUGUAAGAAUGACAUGACGAGGUAAAUUGUCAAAGGAAUGGAGUUUCUAGAGAGUCUACGUCGUUUGGAAGAAGAUGUCGAGAAUUAUAAUGACUUCGAGCAAUUACCUGUACAUAAUGCCUUGGAGAGAAGGUUCAGAAACACCCUGUAUUUGGGAAAGUCUACCGAGGGGAUAUCAUUGCCUGUAGCUGAUGUUGCUGUUGAUCUGUUCCAGAAUGCUGCAGAGAAGAAUCUGGGCACGUUUACACGUCGCCAUGUUGCCAAGUUUAAUCGAAAUGGACAGAUAAACCCUUCGUCUUCCAUGCUGGGUAUGAUGUACGCUCGUCGUCUCAAACGACAGAAAUCUUCCUACCUCCAGAAAGUAACUUCCACUGAACUCUUCCUGGUUUCCAUGAUGCUGGCUACUAAGUUUCUCUAUGAUGAAGGUGAAGACGAGGAAAUAUUCAGUGAUGAAUGGGCGGAUAGUGCUAAAAUUGAUGUUAAAAGGGUUAAUGAACUGGAACGAGACUUUCUGGAAGCGAUUGACUGGGACCUGUACAUCAAACCAGAUGAAUUCUUUGAGUUCUUACAACAAAUGGAAACAUGGAUCGCCUUAAAUGAGGGACGUCGGAGAGGUUGGUUUUCCUACUCGGAUUUCAAUGUACUGAUGGAGCAUAGAGAUUGGUAUACCACCAUUUCUCAGCUGCUUGACCAGUCUUUGAAGAUGAUUGGUAUGUGUCUGGCUGCAUACUCCUUGUGUAGUGCCAUCGUCUGUUGGUCAGUUCUGCUCAUGCAGCACCACUCUGCAGUUCCAGGAAUGGCACCGGCUUCGGACAACUACAGUCAUGUGUUCCACGGAGUUCGCCCUCUCAAGGCAACCCAGGUUUCAUCUCACCAGAGCGAGAUCAUGCUGCCACCACCCAAUGUGGUCCACUCUGCUUCCGACCAAUCGUCAGCACCCUCUGAGCUAUCCCCUUGUCCGAAUUGCAGGCAGUGUUGCUGUAACCUUGAUCAGGAUCACCUCGACUCUCGAAGAAUGGCUGACGGCAAUACCUCUCCUUGCCACCUCCAAGGUAAUGAAAAGCUGGAGCCUUUAAGUUGUCAGCAAUGUCUUACCAGAGAAUUCAAGGAUGACUAUUGGUUACGGACUAAGGUAGAUGAUGUUGGCCAGGCUCUGAUUUCAUUCUACCAUGCCCUUCUUGUUGCUUACCACGACACAUCUGCGAUUCUCUCCAACAACAGUGAUCCAGGAAGUCCGAUGAAAAGUCGCUCACACCAGAUCAACCGCUCCGCAACUCAAGGACAGCGCACUUCGACUCCAACCCCGUCAGAAUAUCUUCCGGACGUUAAAUGUCCUCUGUUGUCAAGACGUCAAGGCAUGAAGAACCCUAAGGAUUCAGACAUGGACUCGGAAUCCAACCUUGCUUCCAAGAAGCAGUGUUCUGUUUGUGAUGGCAUGGCCAAGCGCAAGACACUGCAAGAGAGAAUUCAUACGCUGCUACCAAAGUCGAUUGUGGAGACUGCAGUAACGGCAACUACCGGAACAAUUCCUCUUAUUACAGCAUGAUGCAUUUCCCAUAACUUGGAAUAUGAGGUUCAAGAAAUUUCAACAGCGAUGGCUUGAAACUACUAAUAUAUCACUGGUGAAAGGCAAAUAACCCAGAACCUAUAAAUACCAACACAAAUUGUUAUUCCCAUUCAAUGCAUUAGAAUUACAGACAAUUCUUGAUAUGCAAACAUUGCCAAGGUAGCAUGUAAAAAUAAUAUUUUUUCUUGCUAUGACACAACCAACUUGGUAAUCUUGAGAAAGUUUCCUUGAGAUAAGAAUAAUUGGGGUAAUGUCUCACUGUCUUACAGUGGUUUUAACAGGUACUGUUUGUGUUUCUAUCCCUCAUGCUGCAUGGCGAAUUCGGUCCCCAAUUGCAUGCCUAAAUGAAACUUGUUGAGUUUAAAAUCAGUACUUCAAUAAUAUAUGGUUGGAAGGAUCAUAUAAUUUUAAGAAAAUUGUGGCUACUUAUCUAUAGCAAGGAAGAUUUCUGUUAAAAAAUGGCCAUUCUCUUGAGUACUUUUACUUCCACCCCUGAUUAUCUAACUUCUUAGAUUAAUCCAUGUGGGGUUUGAAUUGUUUUGUUGGAGUACAUGCCUUAUACUUAUGUAUUUGGCAUAUUCUGCAUGUAGUUGAAUAGCCUUUUGUAAUUUUGUUGUGUUUAGCUCCACAGUCUACAACCCAAUGAUAUCCACAAGAAUGUUAAACGGAUCCUAAAUAUAGUAUACUAGUACCCUUAAAUUCCAAGAUUCUUCAAAGCAUGGGUUUCACAACACCAUUGAUCUACAACUGACUCAUCACUCUUCAUACAAUACAAUCUCUGGCAUGAAUGAAAAUAAAGGAGACCCAUUCUGAUAUUUUCUUUCAUAAAAUUGGUAUUAUUUUACCAUCGGUAUUAUGGUGUGUGUAUUAACUGUAUACUUCAUUACUGGUGUGUUACAUGUAUGUUGCUUUUUAGUUAUGCCUUAUUUAUUCAUUUGUCAUGAAGCAUGACCUGUUACCUAUAUAAUCCUAUUAGUUUUCUACUUGCUGUGCUAUGUCUAUUUAUUAUUUAGGGAUAUCAGAGUUCACGGCAGUCAACUUGCAGUUGCAGUGGAGCAAAGGUGUGAUUGCUGAAGUGGUGGUGUUUUCCUCUAUACAAAGCAUGUGUAUUGAUUGAAAGUAUAGGGAGGGUGAGGGAAAGAAAAACUGUACUCCGUGGAGGUGACUACAUGUAUAUCUAGGUGCUUAUACCACAGAAGCUACACAGUUAAUACUUGGUACAUUAAGUUAUGAAAGCUUUAUUUUCCUUUUUUCCUUGGCAAAGUCUUGUCAUGUCAGGCUAACAUGGCCAGCCAGCCUGGAUUUUUUGUUUAUUACAGCUUUCUUAUACAUUUAGUGCUAGCAAAAGCUAUAUGUACUGAUUUUAAUCUGUAACUUAUUAACUGCAAUACUAUGAACUGUCACUGCUCUGUACGCUUGUGCAGAUAAUUAUAGAAACCCCUCAACAUUGCUUAAACUGCUUUAAUAGGUAAAGAGUGUUUUUUUCUUAUUUAAUUUAUACUUCAUGAUAGCUCCAUGAAUAAUACUCAUUACUAUAAUAAUAAAUAAUGAAUGUUUAUGAGUGCAAUGGACAGAAUACUUCAUGACGUGAAAGAUGACAUGAUCCAUUCAAAGAGGCGUAGUCGAGUUGAAUGGAUCAUUAUUUCAUCUUUCACCGAAUGAAGUAUUCUGUCCAUUGCAAGAAUGAAAAAAAAAUCAUUAUUUGGUUUAUAUGACACCUAAUUUUUUUCAUAUGAAAUUCAUGAAUUUCGAUGCAAAACAUGCUCAUGCAGUGCGAGUUUGGUCUGUUGAUUGUUACGUCAUUACAACAUGCGCACUGCUGGUGCAUGAGCUGCAGUCUCGGUGCGCGAGUGCAAUAGACAAAACUGUGUGGAUCCAAAAUUGCACGGUUGAUGACGUCAUUGCAAAAUGGGCUGAAUUAACGAUAUCAAACAACCAAUCAAAUCACAAUGAUCUAUCUAGGUGUCAUAUAAUUAAUUUUCACCCAUUAUCAUUAGGUUUUGUCAAGGAUAAUUAUAUCAAAAUUGUUUUCAUCAUGCCUUCUGAUAACAACACUCACAAUUUAUUAGUGGAUGCCCUCAAUUAUAUCUUUAAUUAUCUGAAAUGAAGCUUUCUUUCAGACACUCCUUGGCUGACUAAUCUUGAUGUAUUAGUCUUAGCCAGGAGUCAAUUAUAUUUAAAUUGUUGACACAAGUUCCACUUUAUGGAGACUAAAAGAAUCAGCUACGGCUUUGAAUUCCAGAUAUAAAUUAUUCGUUCAAAUAGUCUACAUUAUUCAAUGUUCUUUUGGACAAAGAGCAUAUCAAGUCGCAAAUCCUGUUGAUCUUACAUAUAUGUGGUGAAGAUGUAGGGAUGAUUAUUAUAUUCUAUAAUUAUUAGUGAAUGCCUAGUUAUUGGCUUUCAGAAAUAUAUCCUUCCUAUGGCAUGUUUUUUUUACGGUAUUCAUUAGAACAUGAACAAUGUUCAUGUUUGUGUACAGAAAAGGGCAUUGUAAACAAACCAUCAGUAUUUUUAACAGAGUACAUUAUACAUGUAUUACUGUGUUUCUCUGAAUCAUGUACAUCUUAUAAGAAGAUUUCGAGGACAUUUGCUCAACCAGCAAGUACUCCAAAUCAUGCUUACAUUUGAGCGCUAUAUAAAAAAAAUAUUAUUAUUAUUACAAUGAUUUGACGUGUAAAAUAAUUCCCUUCUGGAAAGAGGUUGACAAUAGUUGUAAUGACUGCUGGGUAGUUUAGGCUUCUGGUUCGUAUAUUGGUUUGCGUAAAUUGAAAAUAUUCAUCUCAAGCCACGUAUGAAACCCAAACUCACUCUGAGUGACCUGAAUCAUAAUCCCUAUCAGCUGGACAGGGAAAGUGAUUACCUGAACAAUUUUGCGAUAUUUCCACAAUAUGCAGGUGUGAUGUUCUUCUUUGCAUAAAAAUCAUACUUCAGAUAAUUUCUUGUUCCAUGCACUUUCAUGUAUUAUCAUGCUGAAUAAGACUACCAUAUGCAAAA
This is a messenger RNA of Lytechinus pictus (painted urchin), 4638 nucleotides long. Its product is annotated as protein CNPPD1-like. Gene Ontology annotation, cellular component: cyclin-dependent protein kinase holoenzyme complex; nucleus. The transcript is spliced from 9 exons. Gene Ontology annotation, molecular function: protein kinase binding; cyclin-dependent protein serine/threonine kinase regulator activity. Gene Ontology annotation, biological process: regulation of cyclin-dependent protein serine/threonine kinase activity. Lineage: Eukaryota; Metazoa; Echinodermata; Echinoidea; Temnopleuroida; Toxopneustidae. The coding region runs from base 115 to 1623 and encodes 502 amino acids. The record is from RefSeq and is a predicted model, not a curated record.